GUUGGGCAUGUGGGUCCUUGGUGGGUAGCGAUAUGAAGCGGAUGGGGUAGUUUAUGACAAGAGUGGGUUAAUCCAGUUGGGACCAUAUUUCCUCAACCUUCUAGGAGAGAGCUUUGUUCUUGCGGGAAGGGGCCUGGAUGCUCAGGGUAGGGCAUGCACAUGUGCGUGGCUCCUUGUGGUCUCUGCUUUGCUCAGUCUGUGUGUAUCUUCCUUUCUCUCCUUCUCUCACCCCUGAUCCUUCUAUCUCUGUCCUUCUCUCUAAUUCUUUCUCUCUCUUUCCCUGCCUUGCCCCAUCCUGCCUGCCUCCUUCCUAUCAAGUCUCUGUUCUUUCUCCCAGCCUCAGCUUGCUUUCCGGAAGGGCGUCCUCCUGCCCAGGACACUGGUCACAGCUCACCACAAGCUUCAUUCAAGAUAAAUUUGCUUCCACCUCAGGACCCAGCCUUAGGAAUCAUCUUCCUAUCCCUCUUCCUCCUCCAGAUCACAGGAUAUCCUGUAUCCAGGUCCCACAUCCCCAGAUCAUGGGAAUGAGGGCUCCCCUCUCUGGAGAUCCCAGGGCCCCUCCCUCAUUCCACCAAGCCCUGUGGGGGGGGGGGUCUCCCGCAUCACCUCCAUUCCCAAGGCCCCCAGUCAAGGCUCCAGGGCUUCCCCCUCCUCCUGGGACAUUUCUCAACCCAGAUUAAUCACAGGGGCGGCCCCAGAGAGGAGGAAGGAGAUGGCAUGGCUUACCUUAAAGAAGCACCCAGCGCCCCAACGCAUGCUCAAGACCCAGGCACCCCGAGGUCAUGAGGCUGGGACUCGUCUGUGUUCUGCUUUCUCUCCUGACAGGGCACGGCGGGGCAGAUACCCGAGCAAUCGGGGCUGAGGAAUGCCGCCCCAACUCGCAGCCCUGGCAGGCCGGGCUCUUCUUCCUCACCCGCCUCUUCUGUGGGGCUUCCCUCAUCAGUGACCGCUGGCUGCUCACAGCUGCCCACUGCCGCAAGCGGUAUCUGUGGGUCCGCCUUGGGGAGCACCACCUCUGGAGAUGGGAGGGUCCAGAGCAACUGUUCCGGGUCACGGACUUCUUCCCCCACCCUGGGUUCAACAAGGACCUCAGAGCCCAUGACCAUAAUGAUGACAUCAUGCUGAUCCGUCUGCCCAGGAAGGCACAUCUGGGCCCUGCUGUGCAGCCCCUCAACCUCAGCCAGACCUGCGUCUCCCCAGGCACCCAGUGCCUCAUCUCAGGCUGGGGAGCCGUGUCCAGUCCUAAGGUGCAGUACCCACUCGCGCUACAGUGUGCUAACAUCAGCAUCCUGGAGCACAAACUCUGCCAUCGGGCAUAUCCGGGCCACAUCUCUGACAGUAUGCUCUGUGCUGGCCUUUGGGAAGGGGGCCGGGGUUCCUGCCAGGGUGACUCUGGAGGCCCUUUGGUUUGCGAAGGGACCCUGGCAGGUGUGGUGUCUGGGGGUGCCGAGCCCUGCUCCAGACCCCGUCGCCCCGCCGUGUACACCAGCGUAUGCCACUACGUGGACUGGAUCCGAAAGACCAUGGAGGACAACUGAGCUCUCGCGCCUCAGGACCAAGAGAGAAGGGUGGGCGCAGGGGAGCCGGGAAUUGCCGGACUCUGGCCUCGGCAGCGCGGAGACGCACUUUGCAUAUUCAGGUUCCGCUCCCUGUUGGCCGACAGCGUCGAAAAGGACAGGGAGACACCUCCGCCCUGUAGCCCCGCCUUCUAUGAUGUCACCGAGAGCUGGCACCGCCCCCAUGGAACAGCUUCGCCUAGGGCUCCGCUCGGGGAGCUCCUCCACCAGAUAGCUCCUCCCCUCGGAGCUUUGCCCAAUGAGACUUCCCCCUCUGGACCCCACCCCUUGUAACCCCGCCUCCUCCGUGAGAGAUUCCACCCCCGUGACGUCAGGGGCGCGGCAGCUUCCCCCACUAGGGACUGAGGCGCUGUCGGGCUCCGCCCCUCAUGGCCCCGCCCCUGGGCGUUUGAAUCCUGGCGGGGUCCCAGCCUGAGAACCAAUGGAAGAUUUUACAAUAAACGCGCGUAGCCGCG
Molecule: messenger RNA, 2032 nt
Organism: Neofelis nebulosa (Clouded leopard)
Lineage: Eukaryota; Metazoa; Chordata; Mammalia; Carnivora; Felidae
Gene: KLK9
Product: kallikrein related peptidase 9
Exons: 5
Coding region: 783-1538 (251 amino acids)
Biological process (GO): proteolysis
Molecular function (GO): serine-type endopeptidase activity
Source: RefSeq, a predicted model, not a curated record